AUGUCCAUAAACCCAGGCUUCUUUCGUGGAAAACUUGAUGGCAAGACGGUUGCAGCCUUCAGUGUUGUUAUAGCACCAGACGGCACUGUUACCAUCCAGGGACAGCUCGUCCCAAGGCCAACCAAGUACCCUUCGCAAGAUGUCCAAGACCGGCGCUCGUUGUCGCAGCCUACAUCGCCUCUAUUUUUCCAGAACCCUAUCGACCCCUCGAUUGCUGCUCUGGGCUUGCACAACCCUCCCAACUCGCCGACUGAUGGCGAAACCAUAUCGCCUCCACAACAAGCAAGCGCUCCGGUCAUCCCUCCGACGCAGGAACAUACUGUACCGUUUGUUGACCACCCUUCUGCACAGACAGGCCAGUGGUAUCUUGAACAGUACAACGCAUACCUGGCCCAGUAUCAAGCCGAACAGCAAAACACGUGGAUGUGGCCUGUUCAACAGAUAUCUGCAGCCGAGGAUGAGCAUUCCUCGAUUCAGUCAAGAGCAUUCGUAGCUGGUCUCUCCUCAUAA
Messenger RNA from Didymosphaeria variabile, 510 nucleotides. RefSeq lists its product as uncharacterized. The coding region runs from base 1 to 510 and encodes 169 amino acids. The transcript is spliced from 2 exons. The record is from RefSeq and is a predicted model, not a curated record. NCBI's taxonomy places the organism in Eukaryota, Fungi, Ascomycota, Dothideomycetes, Pleosporales, Didymosphaeriaceae.